AUGCCAAGAAUGGUCAAGCUCCAGCGCAAGAAGGACUCGUACGGCGAUAUUGACCCGAACACGAUCCAUAUGGAUCGCUCAUACCCCGCGUACCCCAUGUCGCCUCCCGGCUUCCGAGCCAUUGCUAGCCGAUCUUCUGGCUCCGACAUUGCCCAUGCCGUCUGCACGUUCCCAUUGAGCGGGCAAUAUGGGCCUGGCUCACGGAUUCUAUACUACGCUCUCAUCUUGGUGUGCAUCUUCGCACAGAAGUCUGAAUGGCUCAGGAGUGCGUCGGUCGCCGCCGCGCUGCUCCUUCCCGCGAUCGCGAGCUUUCACGCCAUUGUCCUAGCCGCCUUUUCACAUAGAGGUUUUGUGGACCUUGAUGCGUUUGGUGCAUUGCAAUUUAUCGCCUUGGGGGUGCUUGUUGCGCCCACGUCGUUCAUCCUCGUACCCAGCAGAGGAAUGACACCCGGCGCGGCAAUACUGGUCAGUCUAGCAUGCUGCAUACCGACGUUCAUCUCCUUGGCCACCAUGUGGAACAAGAUCUUGUCCGAAAACGCCGUACUCUUAGGCAUCCGCAAAGCGCCGGAACCGACGCCAAACCCGCUUGUGAGAGGGCAACAGAGAACGGAGCAGAGGAUAUCGGGCUACCUGCGGUUCGGCCUCGAGCUUAUGGAACGUGCAGUCUUCGCCGUUUUCUUCAUCAUCAUCGUCAUCUUGGGAGAGCUCAACUUCUGGUCACCUCAAAUGCGCAGCGGCGUCGAGCCGAUGGCGGCAGUGGGGCAAUGGAGUCCAAUAGUCGGGGCUGUUUUGACAGCACUUGGUUCCGCCUGUACUGAGCUUCUUGGCAAACAGCCCGUGCCGCCGCCAUUAGAAAUGGGCCAACCCAUACCCGCCAUCGUCGUCCAAAACUCGGACGGGAUUCCUCACAACUUGAGCAGCCAGAGCCUGUCUGCCAGUGGCCGCGACCCCGGUGGGCGUCGCCGCCUCGCUGGGCAUAUCAAGCGCCUCGCGAUAUGGUUCGGCACGCCCACCGAGCGCCACUACGGUGAGGAUGGCUUUGGUGACCUCGAGUCGCGGCGGUAUCCCCUCGUCCCUGGUGAAGAGCUGAGAAACCCAAAUUUGGGGGCUCAGAGAGAGUGGUACGAGCGCCGUGCUUCCAGCUCCAGGUCGUCCAUUCAGAACGCUGACCGACAUGGGGGGCAUCCCAUGUCGCACGCGACCACCGUCCAAGGAGAGGCAUCGAGUGAUACCCUUGGGACGCGGUCGCAGCACGCUUCCUCCGCGCACCUUGGGCCUCCUAUGCCAUUGACUGCACGCACGAGGUCGACCACAACAGAGCCUUACGAAUCCAAGAUUUCAACAUUCAUGACUGGACUACGACAACGCGGCGGUAGCAAAAUAGACACAAUUCCGGAGUGA
Messenger RNA from Punctularia strigosozonata HHB-11173 SS5, 1401 nucleotides. RefSeq lists its product as uncharacterized. The transcript is spliced from 6 exons. Lineage: Eukaryota; Fungi; Basidiomycota; Agaricomycetes; Corticiales; Punctulariaceae. The coding region runs from base 1 to 1401 and encodes 466 amino acids. The record is from RefSeq and is a predicted model, not a curated record.